Limulus polyphemus (Atlantic horseshoe crab) is the source of this 2778-nucleotide messenger RNA. RefSeq lists its product as uncharacterized. The coding region runs from base 652 to 1674 and encodes 340 amino acids. Gene Ontology annotation, molecular function: nucleic acid binding. NCBI's taxonomy places the organism in Eukaryota, Metazoa, Arthropoda, Merostomata, Xiphosura, Limulidae. The transcript is spliced from 6 exons. The record is from RefSeq and is a predicted model, not a curated record.
UUUCAGAAAAAGCUUAUAAUUUUAUUACAUAAUUUCAAAAUUUGUUAGUAUUUUAGUCAGUUUGUUUUAUGUUCUUUUUGCUACAGCCUGUUGGAGGUUGACCUAGUUAUAUUAAACUUGUCAUUAAAGAUAUAAACAACGAUAAACGUAUUGGAAUGACAUUAAGAUAUAAAUAAAAUAAAGCUAUUUAAAAAAAAAUUUUUUUCAUCCAAUGUAGAUUUUGAAAAUGAUAUUCAAAUGAAGGCUCGGUACAGAGAAAAUGAACACGUGUGGUACUUUCAGUUUAACAAGUCCUUCAGGAGCUAAGGGGUGUAUUUACACUACAAUUUGUUGAAUAUUAAAAUUACUGCAGGUCUACGUAGAAAAAUGUGAAUUAACAUGUUUGAUAUGAUGGAUCUAAAGAGAGACAAUAACACCAUGAAUACACCUUCUGGUAACCCUAACGAAAGAGCAGUUCCUUGGUGUUGUUGGGGUAGAGGUAUGCGUAGCCUUUCUCAGGCAGAAUUCAUAACACAGUGGACCCAUUUAUUACCUCGACCAUCAAAAGACGAGUAUGGAUCUGAAAGAGGAAGAGGUCGAGGAAGAAUUCCUGUUUCAGUGUGUGUGUGGCCAGUAAUGAGUUAUAAUACAGCGUAAUUGUUUUUCCAGAAUAUGGAAACUUAUAACAAGAGUCAUUCUUCCUUUGAAAACAUCCAUAUGUCAGGCAAUAAUGAAUCUAGGGAUGAUGGUGAUUUGAUAAGUAGCGUUAAAAAUCAUCUCAAUACUUUUGAAGAAAAAAAGCAAAGAUCUGUUCAAAAACAUUUACUUGGAAAGAGAUUUUGUCAUACAAAACCUCCACGCAUUGUCAAGUAUUCCACUGAGGUAGAAGAGACAGAUCUAAGUACGGACAGCUUUACAGGUUACCAAACUUCUCCUUCAAACAUAUCAGUCUGUAGUGUUUCAUUGAAGAAUGAGCCACGCUUGAAUGAUAUGGGUAAUGAAAAAGAAAUUGAACUUCCUUUCCGUUCUUCGUCACUUGGGUUUCAAAGUGAUAUCAAAGGAAAACAAGCAAUGGAGAAACAUAGUGAGAAAUCACGGUGUCCUGAGACAACUAAAAAUCCAUCUUACAGUAAACUCAGUGGCAUCUGUACCAGUGCAAAGGAAUCUAAUUUUAUCCAAUCAGAAGAAUUUGUUCUAAAACAUAAUCUUGAUGCGCCUCUUCAUUUGAGAAAAGAGAUUGAUACCACUCAAAAUCUGGAAAAGGAAUUUCAAUAUUUAAAUAUCAAAGCUUCCUCAAAAAGAAAAAAGAAAAAGGCUAAGAAAAAGAAAUCAACUAAUUGCGAGUUAACAACUAAAUCGUAUAGUAGUGUCCAGAGUAACGAAACUGAUUUAGCUGUUCAAGGUGUUCGAAAUACAACUUUAGGUAAUUCUAUACCAUUUGUAGAAAGAACUUUAGUAAUUGAAAACCUUCCAAUUGGUAUUAGUAAAUCCAGCUUGAUCGAUUAUUUUUGUGGCUUUGGAGAAGUUCAAGAUCUGAUCCUUCAAAAUGUGGACAACACGGAAAACAUUGCCUAUGUUGUAUUGUCACCAGAAACAAACACUGACUGGAUUAUUGAUUGUUUAAAUGAAAGCUCUGCUUUUGGAGGAAGCUCUACGACCAUACUGUGCCGAAGAAUUAGCUGUCAAGUAAAAUAAAGAUUCUGAUUAGUCUUGUGACAUCAUCUUCUCAAUUGUCUAUAAAAAAUAAAGUACUGAUAAUUAUGAUCUCAAAAAAAAAUUCCCAAAAUAACUUUUUUGAUUAGGCACUUGGGUUAUACUUUUUCUCACAUCAAACUAAUUGACUGAAGAUUGUAUGAAUGACCUGCAUCUUUAGUAAAUUAUAAGUCAACGAUGAUUAUUAGAUUAUUCAACUGUCUCUACAAGAGAAAUAUCAAAUGAGUAGAUGUAAAUUAAAAUAAUUAAUGUUGUUAAAAAGAGGUUUGUAAAAUAAUACAUUAAUUCAUAGUUUAAAAGGAAUUAUACUUUCCACCGCUCAACGUCAACAUUUAAUAGUCAGUCUUAGUACACUACCCUAGGAAAUAGUGUACCUAUGAAAGCAAAAAUACAUAAAUCAUAAAGUGUGUUUAGCAAGAAAAUUUUAUAUGAUAAGAACAGCUUAUGUUUCAGUGAACAUUUUGUAAUUUAUCGUCUUAAGAGUCCACACAUAUAACUGGAACCAUGAACCAGAUAAAAAGUUUUCUUUCAACACAAUUAUAUAAACAUAGAGUUUUAUUUUCUGGUUCUUUUGCAGAUAUGAUGCUGUUGAAUUAACGUGAAUGAAUUUAUUAAACGAAUGUGUGGUUUUAUGUGUUCUCACUUUUUUUAUGAAAUGUAUAAUGACUACAAAUGCAUUCCAACAUGGUGUAGUUCUUGAUGUGUUUUUUUUUAUUACACAGAAUGGUGAUAAAGAUUAUUUGUAUUAAAGUCUGUUGCUUGAUGUGACACUAUGGUGAUGUUAGUGGCAUCAUUUUAGGAUAAUCUGGUGUUAUCCUUUUUCAGUAUUAAUUCUUGCCAGGUUUGAAAGUUAGUAGAUCCCUUACAUGAACAUAUGUUUUUGUUCUAUGAACAAGUUUCUUAGAUUGGAGUAAGUUGCCAGGUGCUUGUAAGUUACUUCAUAUCUCAUGAAAAGGUCUUUAAAAUAACAUUUACAUCUUGUAGUUUUGUUAUUACAUAAAGUCGCCAGGUGCUUGUAAGUUACUUCAUAUCUCAUGAAAAGGUCUUUAAAAUAACAUUUACAUCUUGUAGUUUUGUUAUUACAUA